Messenger RNA from Oryza brachyantha (malo sina), 1449 nucleotides. RefSeq names its product phytoene synthase 2, chloroplastic-like. The record is from RefSeq and is a predicted model, not a curated record. The transcript has 6 exons. NCBI's taxonomy places the organism in Eukaryota, Viridiplantae, Streptophyta, Magnoliopsida, Poales, Poaceae. Gene Ontology annotation, biological process: carotenoid biosynthetic process. Gene Ontology annotation, molecular function: geranylgeranyl diphosphate synthase activity; 15-cis-phytoene synthase activity. The coding region runs from base 38 to 1237 and encodes 399 amino acids.
ACAGCACCACUCCGACCCCGCCACCUCCCGGGAUCCCAUGGCUGCACCCUCCGCGUCGCCCGCGGCCUGGACGACGACGACAACGACGCACCGCGGCGGCUGCCUCAGGGUGCACGCCCUCUUCCUGCGCCGCCACCACACCCACCUCCACCAGCGGCGCCGGAGGGGCGCCGUCCGCCUCGUCGCCGCCGCCGCGGGCCUGGUGGCCGCGACCACGGCGCCGAGGAGGACGGCGGCGGAGGAGGCCGUCUACGAGGUGGUGCUGCGGCAGGCGGCGCUGGUGGAGGAGGCCUCCAGGGGGCCGGGAUCCACGCGGCGGCGGUGGGCGGAGGAGGACGGCGCCGGCACUGGCAUCCCCGGCUGGGGCCUCCUCGCCGACGCCUACGACCGCUGCGGCGAGGUCUGCGCCGAGUACGCCAAGACCUUCUACCUAGGUACUCAGCUUAUGACUCCUGAAAGGCGCAAAGCUGUCUGGGCAAUCUAUGUAUGGUGCAGAAGAACUGAUGAACUAGUAGAUGGCCCUAACUCGUCUUACAUUACACCAAAGGCACUUGAUCGAUGGGAAAAGCGAUUAGAAGAUCUCUUUGAGGGAAGGCCAUAUGAUAUGUAUGAUGCAGCCCUUGCGGACACGGUGUCAAAAUUUCCAGUAGAUAUCCAGCCAUUCAAAGACAUGAUUGAAGGAAUGAGGCUUGACCUGUGGAAAUCAAGGUACAGAAGCUUUGAUGAGCUCUACCUCUACUGCUACUACGUCGCUGGCACAGUUGGUCUCAUGACAGUACCGGUGAUGGGGAUUGCCCCAGACUCGAAGGCCUCAGCUGAGAGUGUGUACAAUGCUGCACUAGCUCUUGGGAUCGCCAACCAGCUUACAAAUAUUCUCAGAGACGUAGGCGAAGACUCAAGGAGGGGAAGAAUAUACCUUCCAUUGGAUGAAUUGGCAGAAGCAGGUCUGACAGAAGAUGACAUAUUCAGAGGGAAAGUGACUGAUAAAUGGAGGAAGUUUAUGAAGGGACAAAUUCAGCGUGCCAGGUUAUUCUUUGAUGAGGCUGAGAAGGGCGUUGCGCAUCUAGACUCUGCGAGCAGAUGGCCGGUUCUGGCAUCUUUGUGGCUGUACAGGCAGAUCCUCGACGCAAUUGAAGCAAACGACUACAACAACUUCACCAAGCGCGCGUAUGUAAACAAGGCAAAGAAGCUACUGUCUUUACCGGUUGCAUAUGCAAGAGCAGCUGUUGCAUCAUGAACAAUAACUAGAUCAGAUACCCUUUUUCUCAUUUUUAUUUUCCUUUGAUUUUGCAAGAUUUCUUGGCUGUUGUAUAUAUUCAGCUCUACCUGUACGUCAUAAGUCUGCCACAGUUUUCUUUAGUUCAAGGGACCGAUUCCAGAUUUCCAGGUCCCUACAAUACUUAACUCUUGUUACAAAUACACAGGGGUUAAACCCCACAAUUAAAGAAG